Drosophila santomea is the source of this 1734-nucleotide messenger RNA. RefSeq lists its product as uncharacterized. NCBI's taxonomy places the organism in Eukaryota, Metazoa, Arthropoda, Insecta, Diptera, Drosophilidae. The coding region runs from base 1 to 1734 and encodes 577 amino acids. The record is from RefSeq and is a predicted model, not a curated record. The transcript has a single exon.
AUGGCUAUCAAAAUGUUCUCUUUACUACUGGGGUCAGUUCUCCUGAGUUUAGUUGGUGCUCCUGAAUUGGAAUCCAUCCAAGUCCAAGUGCUCCAUGACCUCAACAGGGCACUCCAAACGGAGCUCAAUGUGUUUAUCGAUUUGGAUGGUUUCGAAAACUCAGAGAUACUCCACAUAUUGGACACCCCGAGAAUCCUACUCUCUUCCAACUCGAGCGCAGCUAGAGAUCUUCGAGUUCGAGGAAACUUCAAAGAGAGAGCUCUGAUCAUUGUAAGUCUAAUGAAAUCUGGACGCGAUGUGAAUCAAUUGGUUUUAAGACUUUUGCCACGAAUGUUGGACGAGCUCCAUGAGCUGCACAUAGUGUUCCUGGCCACUGAAGAACCAAGAUUUUCGCAGGAGGACCUCUACGCUUACUGCUUCAAGGAGGGAUUCGUGAACGUGAUUCUGCUGAGGGGGAAGAGCCUGUACAGCUACCUACCCUAUCCUCGCAUCCAACCGAUGAGUCUACCAAACGUAUCCGAGUAUUUCAAUCGCGCAAAGAUAAUCCGAGAUUUUCAAGGCUAUCCCCUGCGCAUACUGCGGACCGCACUGGCUCCGCGGGACUUCGAGUACUUCAACGACCAGGGUGACUUGGUGCGCGCCGGAUAUUUGUUCGCGGCGGUCAAGGAGCUGGCUAAUCGCUAUAACGCCACUAUCAUAAGUGUAGCCAAGCCCGUCCUGCCGGAUUACGAAGUGUACUUGGCUAUUUCCGAUAUGCUGCGCACAAAGAGGAUCGACAUUGUUUGCUACUUCAGAGAAUUACGUUCAAAAGUGGCCUACACAGCACCACUCUCGAUUGUCCGCGAGUACUUCAUAGCGCCCCACGCCCGUCCGAUUUCCAGUUACCUCUACUACUCGAAACCCUUCUCCUGGACCCUUUGGGUGGUCGUGAUCUCGACUGUGCUGUACGGCACCCUGAUGCUGCACCUGGCUGCGCGACGGGCGCGGGUCGAGAUGGGAAAGUGCCUGCUGUACAGCCUCAGCCACAUCCUGUACAACUGCCACCAGAAAAUCAGCGUGGCGGGCUGGCGGGACAUGGCUAUCCAUGGCAUACUAACGAUCGGAGGCUUCAUACUGACCAACGUCUACUUGGCCACGCUCUCCAGCAUCCUCACAUCCGGGCUGUACGACGGGGAGUACAACACGCUGGAAGAUCUGGUCAGCGCUCCCUAUCCCAGUCUGCACGACGAGUACUACAAGAGCCAGUUGCGGGCGAAGACCUUCCUGCCGGAGCGUCUGCGCAAGAACAGCAUGACCCUGAACGUCUCCCUGCUGAAUGCGUACCGGGAUGGCCUCAACCAGAGCUACAUCUACAUGCUGUACGAGGAUCGCCUGGAGCUGAUCCUGAUGCAGCAGUACCUGCUGAAGACGCCGCGCUUCAACAUGAUUCGCCAAUGUGUGGGCUACGCCCUCGAGUCCUUCUGCGUGUCCAUGAGCCUGCCGUACUUGGAGCUGACCAGUGAGUUCAUGAGGCGCCUGCAGGAGCACGGCAUCGGCAUCAAAAUGAAGGCGGACACUUUCCGGGAGCUCAUCCAUCAGGGAAUCUACACCCUGAUGCGGGAUGAUGAGCCGCCUGCUAAGGCAUUCGACCUGGACUAUUACUUGUUCGCCUUUGUUUUGUGGGCUGCGGGUUUGGGUUUGUCCCUGCUGGUAUUUUGCGCGGAGUUCGUAGGUAGACGGCUCUCAUGCAGGUAG